AUGGAGAACUUCCAAACCACUUAUAAUUCCAACACCACAUCAGCAAAUGAAGCAUUGAAGAGUCUGGGAUCUCUAUUCACGACUGAAAGGACAAAACUCCAAGAUAUUCAAACCGGUCUGAAAUCUGACCAUGAAUCCUUUCAAGUCACUAUUUCGUCUCAGCUUUCUCAACUUAAAGACGAACUUGUAAAAGAAAGUACUCUCAAAGAUUCUCUCGCUCUCAAGACUGAAGAAGCCAAGCUGUUAAGCACCAAACUUGAAGCUUUGGAGAAACAGGUCAAAGAUUUGUUAUCUGAGAGGGCGGUCAUGCGAAGCUGUAUAACUGAUGUUACUGGCUUGCUCUCGAAUAUCAUUGAGACUAGGGACUCUAUGAUCACCAUUACUAUGCGUAAGCAUCUGCAAGAAAACUUAAAGCCAGUUUUUGCCAUGCUUCACCGUCUUGAAGGUGUUUCUGAUCAAUCCUUGAAUCGGAAAUAA
This is a messenger RNA of Lactuca virosa, 477 nucleotides long. The record is from the annotation of a GenBank genome assembly. Lineage: Eukaryota; Viridiplantae; Streptophyta; Magnoliopsida; Asterales; Asteraceae.